GCAGAUCAGCAAGCGACCUCACCGCAUUCUGAUUCAACAUCGUCAUCCACUACGGUGCCAGAGCAACAACGUCGUCGUUGCAAGACCAUUAAAGAAACGAACGAUCCCACACACCCGCUUUCGAGGCCUUGUGCCAAUGACGCAUGCACCACAAUUGUUGCUUAUCUAAUGCAGUUCAAUAAGAGUUCAGACGAAGAAUUUUCUCGUAAAGCCAUUGAAUCCUUGACGAAAAAACUAAAAGAUAAACGCGACGAACUGGAUGCAUUGAUUGCUUGUUGUGGAAGUGAAGGGAAAGAAGCGGAUAAGUGUGUGACUAUAGCACGGACGCUCGACGGUCGUUUGCAGGUAGCUGGCCGAAAAGGUUUUCCUCACGUGGUCUAUGCUCGCGUAUUUCGAUGGCCAGAUUUGCACAAAAACGAACUGCGGCAUCUCAGUAUAUGUGAAUGCGCGUUCGACUUGAAGUGUGAUUCGGUGUGUGUGAAUCCUUAUCAUUGCGAACGUAUUAUGAAUCCAACGCUUAACAACUUGUGCAACUUGGACUUGACGUCGCUAAAGCUGGAGCAUCGCUCACCAUCAGAGGGAAGCGAUGUUGAUUCUGAUAGGCUUGCUGCGCUUUACAGAUAUGUGUCUACUUACCUUGAUUUAUUUCGGCGCCAGUGGAGAUACCGCUUGUUUAGAGAUUACCAAGCUGAAGGAACUUGGAACGCAGGAGCUCCAUUUGGGCAACAGCAGUCUCAAAAAAUUCCUCCUCGAGGUCAAACUCCGUUCACUGCUGCUUACCCUCCUGCCCAGGCCUCCACAUGGGGUCAAGCAAAACCGAUAAUCCAUCCAUCAGGAAUGCCAAGUGGGCAGAUGUUUCCUGUGCCAGACAAAUUAGCCGUGGCCGCUGCCAUGCUACCUCCGAAUGAGAUCCUUCAGCAGCCGCAACGACCUCCUCAACCAGAUUUUUCUCAUCUCCGGUUUGAUGUGGACCAGUACCAAGCAAACCAUUCAACACAGGAGCAACAACAGCAAGCCUUAAUGACUAGCGCUCAACAGCUACUCUACCAGCAACAUGCCGAACAACUUCAAAAUCGUCAGCUGCACGUCAACCUACAGACGUCUCCACAUUUGCAUAGUCCUCAAAGUGUGCAUCUUCAGCAACAUAGGCAGUCUGCGUUCGUGGAUCCGUCAUCACUUGCACAGUCACAACCUCAUCUUCUUCUACCACUACGACGACGACUGGACGAUAAUACUGUACAAGAGCCGCCAAGUGCGUGUGUUCACUCAAGCCAAGCUAACACCGCACCGAGUGUCAUGCCUGAUGACAAUGACAGAAAACCCCUAUCACGACCCCUCCCCGGUCACCCGUAUGGCAACUUGUUUGAUUCUAACUGGGGAUGCUUCGUCUAUUACGAGAAAGAAGUGCAGAUUGGAAGGCUUCAGGUGAAGCACUCUGAUAUGUAUAUCGACGGCGGGUUCGGUCAAGCUUCAAAUAGAUAUUGUCUUGGACGUGAGAACAAUCCGUUACGGGAGCACUACUGUCAUCUCGUGAGGCAAACUAUUGGAGAUGGCAUACGAUUAUCGUUUAAAGAAAACGGUGAUGUGUGGGUGCAGGUCUACACGGGGCGUGCAAUAUUCGUUCACUCGCAUUACCUCGAUCGAGAAUCAGGACGUAGUACCGGUGAUGUUGUACAUAAAGUCUAUCCUGGCGCAAAAAUAAAGAUAUUCGACUUGAACAAUGCAAAAGCAAUCCUUCGCCAACAUAUGGUCGCCUGCCAAAUGGCUAAGGAAUACCUGGCUGGACAGAAGACCCCAAUGGAUGAUUUGUUUCGAAUGUAUAAGAAGGAUAAACUUGACGAGGAAGCAAAAAAGGGUGCAGAUGACAUGAAGCGGUUUUGUGUGGCACGGAUAUCAUUUGUUAAAGGAUGGGGACCAGACUAUAGUCGCAAAACCAUCAGUGAAUGCCCGUGUUGGAUUGAAGUGAAGAUGAAUAGAGCUUUCCAGUAUUUGGACGAGCUGAUGCAUGAGAUAUGA
This is a messenger RNA of Ostertagia ostertagi, 2016 nucleotides long. NCBI's taxonomy places the organism in Eukaryota, Metazoa, Nematoda, Chromadorea, Rhabditida, Trichostrongylidae. The record is from the annotation of a GenBank genome assembly.